AUGGGUCCCGCCAAAAGUCAGGGGCAAUACGACUACCCUUCCCCGGGUCACAGGGGGCCAGACCAGGGGGCCGUCCCCGGUGCUUCCUCGGCAGCUAGCCGAGCUCUCUUCCCCAGAGGUAACAGGCCUCCGCCCCAAGGCACGGGCCCCACGGCAGCGCGGGACAAAGCGCCCCCCGCCCAUGAUAAUGGGCACACCCUCGACAGGGUGGUCAAGGCGGCCCCUCCGCCCAGGAACCAUGAGCGCUCCACACAACCUCCCCCCUCAUACAACCUCUACCGCCUGUACCGACCACCCCUUACUCCUCCCUCUCCACGCCCCCAGCAGCGACACGGACCUCGCUGCGAGCCAGUCCCUCGCCGGCACCACGCCCGGCACCACGCAAGCACUUCCCCCACAAUGCUGAGGGCGUCGGUUCUCGAUGAGGAGCGAGGUGGGAGACGCAACUCAUCACCAAGUACCUGGAGUCCCCUGCCCCCACUCUACUACCCCCUCAACCACCACAAGUCGCCCACGGUCACGUUGUCAACAUCGCGAAGCGACCUGAAAGCGAAGCAACACAAAACGAGCAGGACAAGGACGUUUCAUUACCGCACCCCAGAAAAGGAAACAAGAAAGAGCACGCGAGGAACGCCAAACAUCCCGAAACUCUACAAGGCGUUGAACGUCCCACUUCCAACUGAACUAUCAGGAGGGCAAAGCUAUAACCCCAGGAACUCUUCACAGAGUACAGAUGUGGUCCUAAAAUUGAAAUGUGUUUUUAAACAAAAACAGUACAAGAGCGACCAGGCUGUUUUGGACGAGCAAACACAUCAGCAAGGACCAAAACGUCAACCAUCAUGCUACUAUCACAUCAAAAAUAGAACUAUCAAUGCACAAUUCUCUCCCGUGGUCACUUUAGAAGAAUCGAAAUGA
This is a messenger RNA of Penaeus monodon (black tiger shrimp), 915 nucleotides long. Its product is annotated as extensin-like. Bases 1 to 915 code for a protein of 304 amino acids. The record is from RefSeq and is a predicted model, not a curated record. The transcript has 5 exons. Lineage: Eukaryota; Metazoa; Arthropoda; Malacostraca; Decapoda; Penaeidae.